UUCUAUCAAACAACGAGUAUAGUAAAGGCAAACAAAAUGGAAAAAAGCAUUACAUUUUUGGAUUUGUAUUAAUAGAGAAAUGACAGUGUUUUGUGUUUUCCGAUAAAAUAAACAAACCAUAUGAAUAAUUUGUCUUUCAUAUUAAUUGACGAUGAUACAACCUUUGGUUUAUCUCGAAUAUGAAUCGGACGGACGAAAAAUGUCAAAUAUAAUGCAGGAAAUCACAUAUCUGGUUGGAAUAAGGAAGUUUAUGGUUUUGAUGGAUAUUAAGAGGAAGGUAUUCUUCCAGAAAUAGUACUAUGGUCACCAUGAAUUCUGAAAAGGCUGCCACAAAGCGCAAGCCAGAAUCUAAUAAUGAAAGCUGUACAAAGCUAAAUAAUGAUUCACUUAUUCAGUCCACAACAACUUCUGAUGAAUCCCCAAAUAAUAUUUUAUAUAAAAAGAUGGAGAAAAUUGUGGAAAAUAUGCAAGAUGAAACAAAUGGUGUUCCAGUACGUACCGUAAAGAGUUUCAUGUCCAAAAUUCCUUCAGUUUUUACUGGUUCCGAUCUAAUAAUGUGGAUGAUGAAAAAUUUGGAUAUGGAAGAUCAACAAGAAGCUUUACAUUUGGCUAAUCUGAUGUCAUCCCAUGGUUAUUUUUUCCCUAUUGAUGAUCAUAUGCUCACUAUAAAAAAUGAUAACACAUUUUAUAGAUUUCAAACACCUUAUUUUUGGCCUUCAAAUUGUUGGGAACCUGAAAAUACUGAUUAUGCUGUAUAUUUGUGUAAAAGGACAAUGCAAAAUAAAACCAGGUUGGAGUUAGCUGAUUAUGAAGCUGAAAAUUUAGCUCGAUUACAAAAGAUGUUUUCAAGGAAAUGGGAAUUCAUUUUUAUGCAAGCUGAAGCACAAAGUAAAGUCGACAAAAAGAGAGAUAAACUAGAACGGAAAGUUUUGGAUAGCCAGGAGAGAGCCUUUUGGGAUGUUCAUAGACCAAUGCCUGGAUGUGUAAAUACAACAGAAAUUGAUAUUAAAAAAGCAUGUCAAAUGCACAAACCUACUCAUGCUGCAAAAACUGUUACAAUAUCUUCAAAAUUGUUACCAUCUACCUCGGGUUUGCCAUCAAAAAAUAGCAAAGAACAGCUGAAAAAGCAACUCAAUUGGUUAAAAAGUAGACUCGAUAGAAGAAAUAUUAAAAUAUCGAAAGCAGCAGAAUCGUUUAUUGCAUUCUAUGAGCAAUAUUUAGAAUAUGACAGUUUCUUCGUAGCUCCAGAGUAUCCAAACCCAUGGAUAUCGGAUAACCCAGACUUGUGGGAACAAGAUAAAAUGGCUAAAGACAUAUCAGCCCGUAGAGUUAAACGUUGGGCAUUUAGUUUACAAGAACUCUUAUACGACCCUAUUGGAAGAGAGCACUUUAUAAGAUUUCUUGAUAAAGAGUUCAGUGGAGAAAAUUUAAGGUUUUGGGAGGCAGUUCAAGAAUUAAAAACAUUACCACAGGGCCAAGUACAAGAAAAGGCAAUAGAAAUUUGGAACGACUUCCUAGCACCUGAAGCCAGUUGUCCAAUAAACGUCGAUUCACAUUCAAAUGAAAUGACUAAGAAAAAUAUGGAAAUUCCAGAUAGAUGGGGAUUUGAUUGUGCAGCAAAUCACGUCUAUCAUCUUAUGAAGAGCGACAGCUAUUCAAGGUAUUUGCGCUCUGAAAUGUACAAAGAAUUUUUAAAUGGAUCGAAGAAAAAGGCUUCUGUUAAAGGUAUACGAUCAAUCGUUUCAUUCUCAGCACGCAAAGACAAUGUAAUUUAGUUGCAACAUGUAGGAAGGAGGAAGAUUUAUGUCGUAUUUGUGGCAGAUUUAAUAUAUUUCGACAAUACUUGAGAGCCACUCGCAAAAUUUGGUUGAAUUCAAAGAACUUAGUUGAUGUUUUCGUAAUCUACUUGCGAUACCUAGUGUUUGUGUAUAGAUAACGAAUAAAAAUCAUUAUAUACGUAUAUAUUAUACAGGUAUCUAUGAUAUGAUUACGCAGGUACACUGCGCGUCAGAGAAAACGCGCGACCCACAAAUGAUAUGAUUACGCAGGUACACUGCGCGUCAGAGAAAACGCGCGACCCACAACAUUGGUCAUUUUUGAUGUCUCGAAUUUCCUAAACCUGUUGUCCGAUUUAAGUGAUUUUUUAAUAUGUUAUGGCCUUAUUCUUUAACAAUAUCGCCGUAAUAAUAUUGUUGCUAAACAGGUAAAUUUUCAUUGUAUACCGAGUGGACCAAUCAAACUGUGUUUUUUCUCAAAGUAGCAACACUUUGUGGAAUAUUCUAGCAUUUAUAAAAUACUAAAAUUAAACCCAACUACAGCCUCAGGUUUUCUUAACAUUCUGUUGUUUGAUUCAUUUGCUUAUGUUGGAUAAUAAAAAAGUUAGGUACUUUAACAACUAGCCAUGUUCUUUAUCAGUACAGGGUGUUUCUAAAAAAGUGCGACAAACUUUAAGGGGUAAUUCUGCAUGAAAAAGUAAUGCCCGUUUGCUUUAUAAACAUAUCUCCGCAAUAGCUUCGUUUCCGAGAUUCAACUUGGACCGGUUCAGUCAAACUGGUAGCUGGUUCGGAAGCAAUUAAGUCAACGCAAGGUAGUAAAGCUCGCGCAACUGAAUCAAAACAUAACCAGAGUUUGGCAACUCUGCAAAAGGUCAUUUUAGCCUUACAUAGUCAAGAUAAGCAUAUUCCAUAUAGGAAUUCUAAACUUACAUAUUUAUUACAAUCCUCAUUGGGAGGCAACUCAAAAACUUAGAUGAUUGUUAAUCUGUCUCCUUUCGAGGAGACAUACAAUGAAAAUAUAAAUGCAUUAAGAUUUGCUAGUACAGUAAAACCUCGAUAGAACGGACCUCUAUUUAACGGACUUCGGAUACAACGGACAAAAAAUAAAGAUCAAAUGUAAAACAAAAAUUGAAAGCAAAAAAAUAUGAAAAAUCGAAUUCUAGAAGGAAAAACAACAAGGAGAGGAUCUCGGCACUGCUUUGUGCUAUCGCCGAUGGAUCGCAUGGAUUGACUACUAUAAUUGUUGGUAAAUCUCGUAUACCUAGUGUUGUCAAAUACAUCAAAAGGCAUCAUCUGCCCGUUUCAUAUUAUAGCUCUAAUAGGGCAUGGUUCACCAGAGAUAUUUUCAAAAAUUGGUUUUUAAAAGAUUUGUACCUGCAGUGAGAAAAUUUCAAGAGAAGAAACUGGUAAUACCGCCUAAAGAGGUGAAAUGUUUAUUGAUUUUAGUCAAAGCUCCUGCUAAUCCCCCUGAAAGUAUUCUAAAUUCAGAAGAUGGCAACUUUAAUUGUAUGUUUUGCCAAAAAAUACAUCGCUUAUUUAACCCAUGAAAGUGAAUAAUUUUGUCAACCAAAUGAGUAUAUUGCAGAAAGUUUUUAGAUGAAGUAGAAAAGUAAAAAAGUAGUGAACAAAACUUUAUUCCUUUUUAACUUUUUUUAAGAAUUGUACACUGUAUCCACACUGUAUUUAUAUAAAGUACCCUAAUAAUUAAAGAAAAAAUUUGAUUGAUUUUACACCUAUUUUUAUACAACGGACUUUCGGCUUUAACGGACAUCCCGUCCCCCCAAUCAGUCCGUUAUAUCGAGGUUUUACUGUACUGUACUGUCAAAGAGGUAAAGACAAAGAUAGUUUACGAACAAUAAAUACCUAUGUAAGUUUAGUAAGUUAAGAAAAUAUAGAUAAGCAAAAUUAUUGGCUAAAACUCGUAAAGUGAAUGUAAAUAUAAAAGGAAAUAUAUAAAAUGAUGAAGGAUCAUGAAAGCCAUCAAGAAGUCAUCAUCAUAUAUUUCCUUUUAGAUUCACAUUCACUUUACGAGUUUUAGCCAAUAAUUUUGCUUAGGUAUGUGUAUAUUUAUAUUUGUACUCGAUUAUUCAACAUCAUUUUAUAUAUUAUACACUAACUGGCACGAAAAAAGGUCACCCCACAAAAUAGGUCAUUUUUGAUGCCUCGAAUUUCCUAAACCUGUUAUCCGAUUUAAGUGAUUUUUGAAAUUAUACUUCUUUAGGAGCUUUGGGAGUAAAUUUAUAUAUGCGCGAAUUCAUCAAAAGUCUUGGUCCUGAGCGCAGCUCAAACGUUAUACGGGCUCUGAGUGGGUAAUUACUAUAAACUGUCAAUAAUUGUUCAAUAUGUCGCUUAUGAGUAAACAAAUGUUGUGUAUAUGUAUUAGUUUUUAUUGUUGUGAGGGCAGAGAAAAAAGCAAGUUUAUAAUUGAAUGGUGGGCUACAACAAUGUUGUAAGCGACAGAAUUGAGAUUAUGCAGGAGAUGAAAAAAACAUAUUGACAAGCUAUUUAUGAACAUACGGAUACCAACAUUGCGGUACGAAAAACUCGGGGAAGGCAAAAUGUUUUUAGCCAGAUUGAAAGAUGGAUAUACAAUAAUAUUGUAUUAAAACCUCACUUUGACCCAAUAUGUCGCUUACAACAUUGUUGUAGCCCACCAUUCAAUUAUUGUAGUGGUUUUUUAAAUAGUUUUUAAAAGCAACAGGUACGUACCAUAUUGUAAAUGUCUCAGUAUUGUAAUAAAAAAUUACAUACCUAUUUGGAAAAUGUACCUAGCUAGUAGGUAAUGCUUUGAUUUACAUAAUUUGAUUAACAACAAAAUUUCUACCAAUUUUCAUCUAAUAUAUUGCUUUUUUAGUCUAUAUUUUGUUGUAUUGUAAUAUUUUAAUUCCACAAGAAUCAAACUUAUUUGAUUAAACUAAGAGAAUAAGCAACUGCCAAAAAAGUUUAAAACGUUUAGUUGCUAAUAUCUUCCCACAGCAUUCACAUGUCUCGGUAGUUAAAUUGUGCGUGCGGUGAGUACAAAAUAUAUAACAACCUGAUAGACGCAGGUUCAAUCCCCAAUGCAAAUUUUUAUUUUUUUUUAUACAUUUUAUGACUAAGUAUGUUUAUUAUAUUUUUUUUUCAGAAAAUACGUAUUUAGUUAAAAUUUUUCUCAACAAUUAUUGUUCAGAAAUCAUUUCUUUGUUUCAUUUUUCAAUGCGUUUGCGUGUGUUUUAUUCUUUUAUUUUUUUAGUUUUGGGUAUUGUUUUAAUAAAAAUUUUUGGAGAGUAGUAAGUAUUAAAAUUAGUUUAAUAUUCAAAUAAAAUAUAAAUAAACUGUUUAAAGUAUAUAGAUUUCGUUGAAAUCGUAUAAUCGAAGUAUAACUUCUUACGUACGUACAAAGUAUACACACAUUCUGUUUUUAAUAUGUUAUAGCCUUAUUCGUUAGCAAUAUCGCUGUAAUAAUAUUGUUGCUAGACAGGUAAAUUGUCAUUUCAUACUGGGUGUACCAAUCAAACUAUGUUUUUUCUCAAAUUUCACCACACACUGUGGAAUAUUCUAGCAUUUACAAAUUACUGAAAUUAAGACCCAACUAUAGGCUCAGGUUUUCUUAACAUUCUGUUUUUGAUUCAUUCGCUUAUGUUGGACUUGGACUAUAAAAAAGUUAGGUACUUUAACAACUAGCCAUGUUCUUCAUCAGUACAGGGUGUUUCUAAAUAAACGCGACAAACUUUAAGCGGUAAUUCUGCAUAAAAAAUAGUGGCCGUUUACUUUAUAAACAUAUGGGACGUUGAAUUUUUUCUUACAGACUGACGAUUUAUUUAUUGCUCUAAAGCCGGUUGAGAUACGUAAAUGAAAUUUGGUAGGUUUUAAGAGAUAGUUAUUGCGCAUUUUUGGCAUGCAAUUAAGAAUUUUAUAUUCUCCAUUGGCGCGCAUACGGGUUAUUACCCAUAUACACGCCAAAUUUGAAUAUAAAAUUCUUAAUUGUAUGUCAAAAAUGCUCAAUAACUACCUCUUAGAACCUUCCAAAUUCCAUUUGCAUAUUUCAACCGGUUUUUUGAGCAAUAAAUAAAUCGUCAGUUUAUAAGAAAAAAUUCAACAUCCCGUAUCUCGGAAACGAAGCUUUUGCGGAGAUAUGUUUAUAAAGCAAACGGGCAUUACCUUUUCAUGCAGAAUUACCCCUUAAAGUUUGUCGCACUUAUUUAGAAACAUCCUGUAUGUACUGAUAAAGAACAUGGCUAGUUGUUAAAGUACCUAACUUUUCUAUUAUCCAACAUAAGCGAAUGAAUAAAAAACAGAAUGUUAAGAAAACCUGAGGUUAUAGUCGGGUUUAAUUUCAGUAUUUUAUAAAUACUAUAAUAUUCCACAAACUGUUGCGACUUUGAGAAAAAAACACAGUUUGAUUGGUCCACUCGGUAUACAAUGAAAAUUUACCUGUUCAGCAAUAAUAUUAUUACGGCGAUAUUGUUAAAGAAUAAGGCUAUAACAUAUUAAAUAAUCACUUAAAUCGGACAACAGGUUUAGGAAAUUCGAGACAUCAAAAAUGAACAAUGUUGUGGCCCGCCCGUUUUCUCUGACGCGCAGUGUGUAUAUGUAUAUAUACUUAUAUAUACAUAUGUGUGUAUGUGCAUGUAUGCGGUAAGGAUGUGUGCGCGAAUGUGUGUAUGUAUGUGACGCACUAGCAAAUUUAAACGAACGAAAUUACAUUUUAUGAAAUAUAUUUAUUAGUUUUGGCUGGAUUAAAAAUAUCUUGCAUAUUUGGUUGAUUUCUCAUGAUCCAUUAGUUUAUAUCGAAUUCUAUGUUACCAGACCGACAAGCCUGAGACCCAGGAAACAGAGUAUACUUUUCCGAACGUUCUUGGUUCGCUGAAUACGAAUUUGAGUUCAAAAUUACCUUGGUUUCUGAGAUAUCCUAACCUAAAAGUGUAAAAGUUGCAGUUUUUGCAUAUUUUUGACCUUAUGUAGACCUGUUAAGUUUUUCUAUCCUAAAAUGAUACGCACAACACCUUAAAGUAAGUCUUUCUCUUUCAAAUGCCGUUUAAUUUGCUACUCUUUUUAGUUGAGAUAUUGCAUUUUGAAGUUUUCAUUUUUGUGAAAUUUCUUUUACCUGAAAAUCCAGUGAGAUAACAGGCGUGAUACAAUCUAUGUGUUUUGAUAAAUACGAAAAUAUACAGGGUGUUUGGUAAAGAAUGGGCCAUAGUUUAACCUUAGAUUCCUGAGGUUAAAAUAGGUCGAUUUAAGCUAACUUACCUUAGUACAAAAGUUGGUAAUAACCGAAAUACAGGGUGUCAAAGUUAAACUUUUAUUUUAUUUAUUUUUGAAUAUUUCCUGACAGACAUUUGAGAACUACAUGAAAUUUGGUAAGUGGCGCUGGUACUGUAUACCCUACUCAAUUAUGUUAAACAAACGUUUCUGGCUACUACCAGAGACGUACGACGGGGGAACGUGAAUGGUUGACCCUUUCCAAAUUCUACGCCACUGGCGGAAUUGCCAGUUUAGUGCAAUUUUUUGAUUCUCCAAUACUUUCUAUGCAAAUAAUAUACUCUUCAUUCGUAACGAUAAAGCCAUUAGUUUGCGAGAUAUUUGAAGCCAAAAACGAAGGAGCAAAAUACAUUAAUCAAAAUAAGUGUGCGUUUCAUUUUUAACUUCAAAUAUCUCGAAAACUAAUGACUUUAUCGUUACGAAUGAAGAGUAUAUUAUUUGCAUAGAAAGUAUUGGAGAAUCUAAAAAUUAUACUAAAAUAGCAGUUUCAUCAGUGACGUAGAAUUUGGGAAGGGUCAACCAUUCACUUUCCCCUGUCGUACGCCUCUGGUAGUAGCCAGAAACGAUUAUUUAACAUAAUUUAGUAGGGUGUACAGUAUCUACACUUUCUGCCAAGUAUCAUAAGGAUAUGUCAAAUAGUUUUAUAGUACCAGGCACACAUAGUUCUUAAAGUUUUAAAUAAAGAAUAAAUUAUUAAAAAAAAAGAAUACUUUAAAUUAAUUUGACAUAUCCAUGUCAUACUUGACAGAAAGUGUAGGCGCUGUACAGUACACCCUACUAAAUUAUGUUAAAUAAUCGUUUCUGGCUACUACCAGAGGCGUACGACAGGGGAAAAAGUUUGGUUGACCCUUCUCAAAUUCUACGCCACUGAUGAAACUGCUAUUUUAGCAUAAUUUUUAGAUUUAACAGUACUUUCUAUGCAAAUAAUAUACUCUUCAUUCGUAAGGAUAAAGUUAUUAGUUUUCGAGAUAUUUGAAGUUAAAAAUGAAAAGGUGCAUUUAUUUUGAUUAAUGUAUUAUGCUCCUUCGUUUUUAUCUUCAAAUAUCUCGAAAACUAAUGGCUUUAUCGUUACGAAUAAAGAGUAUGUUAUUUACAUAGAAAGUAUUGGAGAAUCAAAAAUUUGCACUAAAAUAGCAAUUCCGCCAGUGGCAUAGAAUUUGGGAAGGGUCAACCAUUCACGUUCCCCCGUCGUACGCCUCUGGUAGCAGUCAGAAAAGUUUGUUUAACAUAAUUUAGUAGGGUAUACAAUACCAGCAGCACUUACCAAAUUUCGUGUUAUUGUCAAAUGCCUGUCAGGAAAUAUUCAAAAAUAAAUAAAAUAAAAGUUUAACUUUGACAACCUGUAUUUCGGUUAUUAUUAACUUUUGUACUAAGGUAAGUUAGCUUAAAUCUACCUAUUUAACCUCAGGAAUCUAAGGUUAACCUGUGGCCCAUUCUUUACCAAACACCCUGUAUAUAAAAAAUAAUAUAGUCUCAGACCACAGUCUAAGCAAACUAACCACCCACUUAACCCUAAAAACCAACCACUAUGACGUCAUAGGUUCCGAUCUUAACUAACUAAUGCUCUGAGCCGUAGGCGUCGUCUAGUAAUGCAGAUCCACUGGUUUUCUACAUUGGCGCCAGUCGCGUCAGAAUUGGACUUUGAUGGUCUGGCUCCAAGGGGAGCAUACUCUGCAAAGAAGAUAUCCGAGUAAACUCAACGUCUUUAAAAGAUUGGGACUUAUAAUUUAAGAUGAUUAUAACUAUUAAUUUCCAAAAACAGCCAAAAAUGGCUGCAUGCGAAUUGAUUUUUGCAAAUUUAGGUUAGGAUAUCUCAGAAACCUAAGACAGUGGAGAAGCAGACUGACACAAGAAAGGCCUGAAUGGAAGGACAUAGUCAGACAGGCAAAGACCCAUCCAGGGUUAUGGUGCCAAAAGAAGAAGAAUAUCUCCGAAACCAGCGGCAAUUCCACAAUUUUGAGCUCAUAUUCGCAUAAUCUUAUUAUGAUGGGUAAAAUCAAAGGACGCAGAGGAAUUAGUAGAAAACUUCUUCUUGGUUGAAGAAUAGCAUGGAGUGGUCAGGAAUAAAGAAAGCGGAGCAACUGUUUAGGAUAGCUCGAAACAGAGACAGUUUCGCCAUGUUAAUCGUAACCGUCAAGAACUUGAUAGGGCACGUUAAAAAGUAGAUUCGCAUUAAGCGCUCUAAAAACCUCACACGCAAAUUCUGAUCUCUGGGUCCGUAUAUUGGUCAAAUUUUGGCGGCCUGUGUUAUUAGGUUAUAGCUAGAUAUUAUUUUCUGUACAUUCAUUGCUUUUGAUAAGAAUAAUCUAUAAGUUUGGUUUGUUUUUUAUAAAUUUUGGGUGAUUUACCACCGAUUGAUAUUGUUAGGAACAUAGGUAUGAUAGAAAGUGGUUCAUCUUCAAUGAUAUUUAAAAAUCUUGUUGUAGUAUUUGAUUUUUGAAUGUAAAUAUAUUAUUUCUGUUUUUUUGUUAAUAAUUUUGAAAUGUCAUAAGGUUUACCAUAUAUUGGAAACUUCCUUUUGAGUAAGCCUUAAAAGAAUUUUAGAGAAAAAGAAAUGAAAAAAAAUUCAUUUUUUACCUGGUUCCUUUAAAUUUGCCUGAAUGUCAUGCAUAUACUUCAUAGUCUUUUAUAGGUAAACGGUUGAUUCUUUUAUUUUUCAAAUUAUAAUUAUGCAGAUCGGUGAAUAAUGCUAAAAUACUUUUGUUUAUACAUGAUGUUCAAAAACUGAUACAUUAAAGUUAGCAUUUUUCUUAUGGAACACUACUCCCACUAUUUGUGUUUUUAUAUGGAAUACUUUUCACUUUCAUAAACCUUUCCUACACCUAUAUCACAGCAUAAUAAACGAAACCAGCAAGGGCACACUACGAUGCCGCCUUAGAAGUUAAAAAGUACGGAGCCGACAUUGAUCGAGUAGUACAUCUCAGUUUUGAUGUGAUGUGUUCGUUCAUCAGUGUUGCCGAUGUCACUAUAUGAAAUUAUAUUAAGCCACUGUUAAAAUGAUCAGAUUUUGCCAAAAGUUAUGUUAAAAUUUUUGAUCUUGGUAGUUUCUAAGGGUAAUAAAAAUACAUUAAGAAAAAAGUUAUUUUAUUCAACUUAACUUGUUAAUUCAAAAAUAUUGUAACAAAAUUAUAUAUGUAUAAAACUACAUCUGGAACGCUUUCAAAUAAAUUUUCCUCAUCGUCAUCUUGUGAAAAUGAAGACUUUAUGUAAUUAAAAUAAUUUAGGGUGGUUCCAUUUCAAAUCACUCAAUUUUGGAGCAAGAAAAAAUUUAGAUCUUCGAUUUGUCUGAAAAUUGGUAUAUAGCUUCUGCGGGACGUAAAAAUAAGAUAUUUAAGGUCAAAAAAUCUUCUUUUUUUCUCAAAAUGUUAUUUUAUGCGAUUUUACAGUGAUUUGGUGUUUAUUUAAACAAAUUUGCAUUUUCUAUCGUAAGGUAUCAAUGGAAAACAUAAUAUUUUAAUAGAAGGGACUCAUAAUGCCAUAUAAUGAUAUUUUUGAGUCCCUUCUAUUAAAAUAUUAUGUUUUUUUGUAAUAAUAUUACAUAUUUGUAAUAAUGUUUUGUAUAAUAUUAUGUAAAAAACGGUAUUUUAACGUUUCUACACUAUAAAAUUUGGUCAAAUACUUGUUUUGAAUCAAAGUAACUUAUAAUGCCAUAUAAUGACAUUUUUAAGUUACUUUGAUUCAAAACAAGUUUUUGGCCAAAUUUUAUAGUGUAGAAAACGUUAAAAUACCGUUUUUACAUUUUUCUCCAUUCCCAAAAUACUUAAUAAUCGAUUUGGCUAAAAAUUUGCCCACAGAUAGCCAAAACAUAGGACUUUAAGUGGUGAGAAGGAUUUGAAUUAUAUUACAAUACCAAAAAAGUUACAUGCAAUAUCAUAGUCAAAAAUAUAGGCGUCUGCUGUAAGUAAAAUUAACACGAAAAUAUCGACCUCACGACAAAAAUUGUUAAAAAGAAAUUAUAAUAAUUGUAUAUACGAUUUAUUUUGAACAAUUUCAGUUUCUACCAUUUUUGUCGAAAAAUUAAAAAUGGCGGAGAUAUUGAGCAAAACAGGUUCUCCUUUAAAAUCAAGAUGGCGGUUAACGUAAUGGAGGAAUUCAUUCGUGAUUUUAAAUUUAGGCUACUAUUGACUCCCAUAAAGAUAAGAAAGACUCCCCUAAAGAUUAGAAAAAUAAAAUUUUGGGGCGCUCGGCAUGCAAGGUCAAAUGCUCUUCCGAUUGGACUAAUAUACUUUUGAGUCUGAUAUUACUGCAUGUAACUUUUUUGGUAUUGUAAUAUAAUUCAAAUCCUUAUCACCACUUAAAGUCCUAUGUUUUGGCUAUCUGUUGCCAAACAGAUGCAAAUGCAAAUUUUCAUAUAUGCAAAUUUUCAGCCAAAUCGAUGAUGAUGAAUUUUGGGAAUGGAGAAAAAUGUAAAAAACGGUAUUUUAACGUUUUCUACACUAUAAAAUUUGAUCAAAAUCUUGUUUAGAAUAAAAAUAAAUUAAAAUAUUAUGUUUUUCAUUGAUACUUUGCGACAGAAAAUGCAAAUUUGUUUAAAUAAACACCAAAUCACUGUAAAAUCGCAUAAAAUAACAUUUUGAGGAAAAAAGAAGAAGAAGAUUUUUUGACUUUAAAUAUCUUAUUUUUACGUCCCGCAGAAGCUAUAUACUAAUUUUCAGACAAAUCGGAGAUCCAAAAUUUUUUGCCGGAGUGAUUUGACAUGGAAUGUACCGUAACAUUUUUUGUCUGUUUGAAAGGAGUAAUAUUCUUUUACUCCUUCACUUUUGCUAACACUAAUUUAAUAAUUGCUCACAGAUCGCAUUUAAACGUCGACAGACAACGAUAUCUAAGAAAACAUGAUUUUUUUUUAUUUCUGCAUUGCUGCAGUAUCAGUUAUUGCACUAACUUCAUUACCCGUAAGAGACAAUCGCCAUUCAUCGUCAAUAUUUUGUGUUAUGUCCCAAUUAUUGACAUAAUUCUCACAGGCAUACGUAUAAAAUUAUGUUAAACAAUAUUUAUUAUCAGAAUGUCAUAAAAGUUAAGUAAAUCUGAUAAUUAUGUACAAAUCGGCAACACUGUCGAUUUUCUACACUGUCUGGUACUACGCGAAUAAUGGCCGACGAUCUGCGCAGUAAUAGUGCGCGAACUUUUCCCGCCUUCUAGUGUGUCACUGCUGUUGCGUUUUCUAUGCUGUGCCUAUAUCUUAUAAAUGGUUUGUCAGCAAUCAUACACUUUUGGCCAAGAAACGUAUAAGCGCUCAAUGCUCCAUAAGAAGAGAUAGAAGUACAGAGAGAGACAUAUUAAAUUAUAGCAAGUGUAUGAAAAGAAAAGUAGCUCACAUACCUGGUUGUACAGAUAAUUGAGAAUAGCAGCAAGAAGGAGGAAAUCCGAAAACGGAUAAAGUUUGCUAACAAAGCAUACUCCUUUCUCUCUGUCACAGGUGUUUGAAUCCAAAGACAUCCAUAGAGAAGUAAAGUUUAAAAUAUAUAAAACCAUCUUACGACCAAUAGCAACACAUGGCGUAGAAAUAUGGAUUAUGACUGAAAAGACAAUAAACCUUAUUAAUACUUUUAAAAGAAAGAUAUUAAGGAGGAUAUUAGGAACCAUUUGCUACAAUGGUAUAUGGAGAAUAAGGUUCAACCACAAGUUAUACGAAUAUUACAAAGAACCUUAUAUAGCAAAUUAUGCAAAAAUACAAAUAUUGCGCUGGGUAGGUCACUUAUAAGAAUGGAUAACGAACACCUAUUUAGUAGAACGCUUAGAACUAUGGUGGGACUUCGGCCAGUAAGAAGACCAAGAAAGAUGUGGAUAGCUGAAGUGAGACUGAUGCUAAAGAGAUACUUAGGGUGGACAUAGUAGAGAGAGUGCAUAGGUAAAAAGUAUAAGGCCUAUAAUACUUAGCUUAGAGGAUAGGUACUGAACAAGAAGACAGAAGAAAUAAGUUAUUAACGAAAAUGAUGAAAAAAUUGUAUAUGAAGGGCAGUAUCGAAAGCAGAUCUAAAUAUCACAUAAAACAAAAAGUCCUCUACAGAAGAGGUUUUCUCAAAACUCUUUAGUAUUAGAACUGUCGAGCAAGUAGGCACAGGUAUUCCUCUGAAUAUCUUACGAAAAUUUUACAUUUCAACCUCAGCAUUUCCUGGAAGAGUUCCUUAGACAAAUUCGUCACAAACGCCGAACGUCACAUAAUAUAAAAAAUACAGACUAUAACUAGAGAUUCUUCUUCUUCUUAGCCUUCUUCUAUCGUCCAUAAGCAUGUUUGGACAUAGGUAGGCCUCUCUAUACUCUUUCCAUCAUCUCCAUCCUGAGCAACAUAUUUUAAUUUAUUCCUGCUAUUCUUUUGAUAUCACCUACGCAUCUCAUGUGUGGUCUUCCUCUUGGUGGUUUACCUUUUGAAACUCCAUUUGAGUUUUUCAAUUUUUUUUGUUAUAUCCUCAACUUUUGUUUUUGAUCUUACUCUUUUUUUAUCUGACAGUCGUAUACCUAACAUUGCUCUUUCCAUUGCCCUUUCUUUUGUGGCUAGUUUAUUCAUAUUUGCUUUAGGGGCUAGAGAUAACUCCUCUCAAUAAACAAUAAAAAUGGGUUCCAGCUACCUCAAUCGUGGACUCAGUGGCGUACCGAUAGAUCAGCGGGCCAUGGUUCCAGUUGAGAUGCGGGCCCACCCGCUCAAUAAAAACUCACAUUGUAUUACACGAGUAUCGAGCAUCUAGCCUAUUGUAUUGGGAUUAUUUUAUGACCCACCGUAUAAAACUUGCAUUGAAUAUCUCAGUUUCCGAAUUUUUGCAACUUUGUAGUUUACUAACUACUUAUUCAUGGAUCAUGCUUAUAUAGUGUGCUUAUACACUUUACAAGUGUUUGAGUUUGCACGUGUAGGCAGGCACCGGCGGUUAGUCUUUAAACAAGGACUUCGGCAAGCAGGUAAAACGACCCAGGAACCUUACAAAAGCGUUCCCUGUGUUUCUUAAUAAAUUUUGAUUUCAAAUUUUUUGAUAAAUAGUUAAUCUUCGUUUUUAUUAAUAAGUACCUACACAAAAAUUAAAAUUUAUUAAACAGUUACAUUUCGUAGUGUGUACUUGUGUAGUUCAAAAUGUCCCCGUCAAAUUAGAAACAAAAGGAGCAAAAAGCGCAUUAGAGCGGGCACCUGCGGGGCCCAGGCCUUGGUUCCGCGGAACCAUGCUCAGUACACCACUGCGUGGACUAUGGAAACAGUGCUGCAUUCUGAAAUGGCUGAAAAUUUUCGGCUUCUAGUAAUGGCAAUAGCCUACUGCAAUCAAAUAUAUUUAAAUAUUUAUAUAAUACCUUCUUAUUUAAAUGCCUUGUUCGUUCCGAACAUUGGCAAUUAACAUUGCUAUUUUGACUUUGUUUAGGGUAGAUCUGAAUAAUUCGGCCGAUGACAAUCCGAACUAUUGCCGCAAGUUUGGCAGCCACGAACGUCUCCUCCUGCCUGGACCCCUUCUGCUGUCUAUUUCCCCUCUAUAGUACCUUGCUGCACUAGAAGAGAAGAUAAUGUUUAUAAAAUUUGUUUAGUUGGGUUUACAAGUACGGGUUGAUCAAUUGAAUGUAUUAAGAACACGACAGGAUGUUUUAGCUAAAAAUGUAGAAUCUUAAAACAGUAAGCCUGUCGAUGUUACAACGUAGACGGAGUUCGAUAAGAAUGUGAUCUAUACACGAACUUUACAGUGGCAUACUUUUUAGAAGCACUAUACACUUACUAAAAUUUGUUUAUUGUUUUUCAACAAGCCCAUUCAUCUUCGGUAUAUGUUCAUUUGGAUUCAAAUGUAUAUCAAGGAAUCAAGCGUGUCGGUAUAGUAUGUAUACAGCACAACUGAUACAAAAUUUGCUUCGAUUAGGAUCAUCAAUGGAAGCUACAACACCUAGAUCUAGUAAGUUUAUGCAUUCCUACUCCAUUAUUUAAAAAGGACAGUGCAUUGGCAAUUUAUAACAAACUGCAUUUGGCAUUGUUAAUCAGUAUAACAGAGAUUCCAAGAACAGUACCUUCAAAAGCAGUAUAUGCCCAACAUCUGAUAAUAUCUAUUAAUUCAUUCAUAGCAUAUAUCGGUUUUAUAAAAAUACACGUUUUUUUGUAAAUGAAUAAGAAAGAUCUCAAAAAUAAGUAAAACAACCAUAGUUUAAGGGGUUAACAAAAGAACAGCCCUAUACAGGGUGUCCCGGAAAAUAGUGCGUUCCUUUAAGGUACGGCUAGAAUACACAAUUUAGAACAAAAAAGUCCUAUAACAUUUUUUUCUAAAAUUAACCGUUUCCAAAAAAAAAAUUACAUUGUUUUUCAUAUACUUGUAUGUUAAUGUUCGGCAAAUUAAAUCACCUGAAAAUAUCGUACACACUACGGAAUAAGGAACUAGUUUGUGAUUUACAGUACAUAUUUAAAAUAAUCCAACCUAUGAUAGUACUUAUGUAUUUACUAUUUGUUUACUAUAAUUAUUUUUCUUGAAAUGUAUUUCAACAUAAAAACACAUCUUUUAACCGAACUAGUAUUAUUUGUAUUUAGUAAGCUUUAAAUGGUUGAAUGCUGAGGGCUUUAACUGAAUUACAUAGUUUACAGUGGAAAUGAAAUACACCACAUUACGUUUAAUAAUUCUAAUUUAUUUUUUACACUAUGCUCGGACUAUCAGUAAGUAAUUUGUUUACAUGUGAACUAAAAUUAAGUUGUACUUACUUGAAAAUAGUUAUUAUAAUAAAUGUUCAAAGUAACAAACUUUCACGAACACAUGCAUUCACUGUGUAUUUAGUGAUCUGCCAUAAAUAAUCAACAUAAUAAGAUAGUACUCAUGAAUUCACGAUUCGAAAAUAUUUUCGGCAUUGACACUAACAGGAUUCUAACACAUUCUUCCAAACUAUCUGUUUACUAAACAUGGGACUGUCUACGUUUAGAUUUUCGUACUUCACAUAGUUGCCAGGUUUUAAUUUGCAUACCAAAAUGUAUUUUAAUGUUUUUACUUCUAGUAAAGUUUUUUGUUCUACAUGGUGCCUUUUACCUAUACCUUUAAGGAACGCACUAUUUUCCGUGACACCCUAUAUAAUAACAAUGUUUAAUAUAAGAAAAAAAUACUAAAAUAUUUUAACAAGAUUCACCGUAUACAUAUUCUCAUUUGGAAAAGAUUAAAUAAAAUAUGCCGAUUACUUAAAUAAGAUCACGAGGUUCUUGGUGAUUCACAUUAUAUAUACAUAGCCUGUGGUGUGUAUGGUCAUAGUGAUCCAGUAUUUGUUAUAUAUGCUACUUGUUAUAUAUGUUCUUGUUAUAUAUGCUACUAUUAAUUAUGUAAAUAUUAAUAAAGUCCGUAAAUGAAAA
Molecule: messenger RNA, 16296 nt
Organism: Diabrotica virgifera virgifera (western corn rootworm)
Lineage: Eukaryota; Metazoa; Arthropoda; Insecta; Coleoptera; Chrysomelidae
Gene: RSG7
Product: regulator of G-protein signaling 7
Exons: 9
Coding region: 300-1775 (491 amino acids)
Biological process (GO): regulation of G protein-coupled receptor signaling pathway; intracellular signal transduction; G protein-coupled receptor signaling pathway
Source: RefSeq, a predicted model, not a curated record